This is a messenger RNA of Auanema sp. JU1783, 6618 nucleotides long. The record is from the annotation of a GenBank genome assembly. NCBI's taxonomy places the organism in Eukaryota, Metazoa, Nematoda, Chromadorea, Rhabditida, Rhabditidae.
AUGAACGAUAAAUUUCUCAUAUUUUUAUUACUCAUCGUCUCAUCCUUUCAACAACAUCUAUUCUCAAAAGACGAAAUAUGUGAGCUACGGCCUAAUAAAUGUAGUUUGGUCUGUCCAUUUGGAUAUUUGAAAUCUAAUUCAAAGUGUAUCUGUGCUUGUGCUCUGGAUCCAUGCCAGACUAAGAAAUGUCCUGAAGGAGACAUAUGUGUAUCUUCCGGGGUCGUUGCUAGUUGUAUUCGGAACUCAAUUCCAAUACGUCCUGAAUGCCCGAGGCUUUCAGGUGGCAUUUGUGCUCUACGAUGUGAGAAUGAUCACGAUUGCCAAGGAAGGCUUAUUUGCUGUUCCAAUGGAUGUGGAAUGGAAUGUGUAGUUCCUCUUACAGAUUUCCCCAUAAAAGCUAAACCCAUCUCUCCAGUAAAAGGCCCCUUUAGCAAGUUGAUCACAGCAGUUGAACGGAUACCCAACACCAUAAGUUCAUUUCUGAAGCCUCAAACAGAGUUCACUUCAUUUGAACAACAAAGUGUAGAGCAGAUUCCUGUUAGUAUGGAAAAAGCUGGACAAUGUCCAAGUGGUGAAGUAGAUAAAUGUAAAGUGCAAACGAUGAAAUGCGAAAAAGAUGACGACUGUGUUGAAUACCAGAAGUGUUGUUCAACGAAUUGUGGGAAAAUCUGUAGAGAUCCUGUGAAAGCAACAGCUUGCAUUCAUUUAGUUAUGGCAAUUAAGCGCCUACCCAGUGGGAGUGUAACUAAUGGCUACUUGCCCAAAUGUGAAAUUAAUGGAAAAUUUUCGCCUGUUCAAUGCGAUGAGUCGGAAUGCUGGUGUGUGGAUGUUAAUUAUGGAAGUGAAAUUUCCGGAUCACGUAUUGAUGGAAGUAUGAAAAGGGCAGACAUGUGUAUAAAUCUCCGGUUGUGUGCGGUGAAAUGCGACGGAACUUGCCCACAUGGUUUCAUUAUGGAUCAAUUCGGAUGUCCCGUAGAUGGAUGUAUUUGCAGAGAUAUUUGUCAUGGAGUAGCAUGCGUGAACUCUGCUGAUAUAUGCCAAUUAGUAGAACCUGAUUGUUUGGUUCCUCCAUGCCUACCAGUACCAAGAUGCUUGAUCAAUCCUUGUCCAACUGGACAUCCGAUGACCAUAUCAACCGGGGUCACGGCUCUAUGCGUAAGAACGGAGCAGUGUGCGGGAAGUUAUUGGUGUCAUAAUAUUGGAUAUAGUGGUUUGGGAUUUUGCUGUCCCGGAAAAAAACCAGAGAAAACUAUAAAUGCUGAUUGUCCAACACGAAGCCCGCAACGAAAUGGAACUUGUGUUUCCACCUGUAAGACAGAUGAUCACUGUUUGUCAGGUAAAUGUUGUUUUGAUGGAUGUGGGUUGACAUGUGCUGAAACGGAGUUUCAACCUAGAACGACUGAACGGCCUCUUGUUGAAGUUCAAGUUAAGCCAAAAUUAGAAAUAACACCUGAAAUAGUGUUAAGCCAUAACAAAGAACAUUUGACUUCACUUGUAGCUGAAUGUCCUGUUAUGAAUCCUGUGGGUAAUAAUUGUUCCACUUCUUGUGUUUCGGACAUGGAUUGCCCUGGAAUGAAAAGGUGCUGUCGAUCGGGAUGUUCUACUCUUUGUACAUAUUAUGUCCGAAGCACUCCUUGCUACCAAUUAUCUCUCACUUCGGAAAUAUACUCGUUGAAACGAGUAAAGAAAUGCGAUAAAGCUGGCAACUUCGAGCAAGUUCAAUGUGAUACAGAUGGUUGCUUCUGUGUUGAUGUUAUGACCGGAGAUGAAAUACCAGGGACUCGAAAUCGCCGUAAAAUGCCAAACUGCGCAGAUUCGAAAAUAUGUGUGAAUCAUAAUUGUAAAACAAUAUGUCCAUAUGGGUAUCAAGUGGACAAUGAAGGAUGCGAGACGUGCCUCUGCAGCAACCCAUGCUUAGAUAUAAAAUGCCCAGAGGGAAGUUUGUGCAUAAUGACCAAUGUGGAAUGUUUUCAAAAGGAGAACUGCCACCCACAACCUCGAUGUGUUCUUUCUAUGUGCCCGAUAGGUGAGGCAGCAGUGUCACCUAUUGGAACGGCAGAAGUUUGUUCGAUAGAUAAGGAGUGUCCAGCCAACUAUUGGUGUCAUUCAUUUGGUUUAUCAUCUGGUGGGAUCUGCUGUCCGAAACCUACGCAUCCGAUUAACCGAGGAAAUUGCCCCUCCGUACAGCCACUACUUGAUCGUUUCCAUGAAUGCAGACUAGAAUGCCGUUCAGACGAUGACUGCUCUCAAAGAAACAAAUGCUGCUUUGAUGGUUGUGGAACUUUAUGUCUUGAUUUUUCGAACGAAAACAUAUCUGAAGAGUCAGAAGAAAACUCAAGCGAAUUCGGUAUAACGACAGACUUCGAUAAAAUUGGAAUCUGUCCGUUCUACGACUUCAAGACUUGUGAUAAAGAUCAAGAAAAAUUCAAGGAUGAAUGCUCUUCUGACAUGAACUGUCCAGGAGUACAGAAAUGUUGUACAGAUGGAUGUCGUAAACUUUGUGUUUAUGCAGAAAAAACGACAAUGUGUCUCGAGCUUAAAGGGGCUCUCCAGCAGAUUGGUCAAAUGGAUCGUGUGAAAUGCCGACCAAAUGGCGCUUUCGAAAACGUUCAAUGCUCAUCAAAGUUCUGUUGGUGUGUUGACACCUAUGGGUAUGAGCUCGAAGGAACUCGAACAUCCGAUGAUGUUGAGCCUCAGUGUGAUGAACGAAGGAAGUGUGCUACACCGUUGUGUACGAUUAAGAAUGACUGCAAGUUUGGCUUGAGGAAAGAUUCCAAUGGUUGCAACACCUGUGAAUGUUUCAACCCUUGUGAGGAAAUCACAUGUCCGUAUGCUUCGAUUUGCGUUCCAUCACCGAUUGAAUGUUCAAAUCAACCGUGUCAGGACGUUCCUCGCUGUGUGAUCAAUCCAUGCCAAAAUGAGAAUCCCUUGAUUGAUUCCUCCACCUUUGAGCUUCUCAUUUGUAAAGAUAAUCGUCAAUGUCGAGGAUCCAACAACCCUAGUUCUUAUUGUAAUUUGUUCAAAGGUGAUGAAGGAGUUUGUUGUCCAGGGAAAGAACCCAAACAACAUCCUGGAACCUGCCCACGCUUACAUGAUGCUCAACCUGGAAGUUGCCACCGAAGUUGUAUCAUAGAUGAUCAAUGUGCUGCUGACGAAAAAUGUUGUAGUAAUGGCUGCGGAUUAUCAUGUCAAUCUGCAGAAUUUGACACAUCCGUGGUAUCCGUUGUGCACAUUGGAGAGUGUUUACCCGUUCGUUCUUUAGGUGCAUUCUGUGCACAGAGAUCAAAAGAGUCCGAAUGCAAAACUGAUGCUGAUUGCGAUCAACUUUUGAAGUGUUGUUCAGAUGGAUGCUCGUUCAAAUGUGUUGCUCCCUAUAUAACAACUCAAUGUAUUCACACGCGCUUAUCUGGUUUCAAUUUGAAAGAACAUAAUCCACAAGCCAUGGUUGCGGAAUGUGAUUCGGCCGGAGACUUUAUAACCAUACAAAGUCAUUAUGGGUUAAAAUGGUGUGUGGAUGAACAAGGAAAUGAAAUACCUGGAACGAAAACAGUUGGUCUACCUAGUUGCCGAUAUCCAAAGUCAUGUCCUGUUCGCUCAUGUAGCAAGCAAUGCUUGUUUGGUUUCAAAACAGAUAAUGAUGGUUGUAUAGUUUGUGACUGUCGUGAUCAUUGUGAGCUAAUGGAGUGCCCAGCUGGAAUGCUGUGCCGAAUGGUGGAUACCAAUUGUAUAUCAGCUGAUUGUCAACCGGUCCCGAUGUGUUUACCUAACGUUUGUCCAAGAAGCGAGCCAUUGAUAAGUAGUGAAACAGGAACUUUAUCCGAGUGCUCUGUCCAAUCUGAUUGUCCAACGAAAUACUACUGCCGUAAGAGUGGGUUUUUCGGAAAAGGUUUCUGUUGUCCAGGAGCAGCAGUUUCCCAACUAGCUACUCUGCAAUGCCCUCCAAUCUCUCCGUCGAACUCUUCAGUAGAUGGUUCUGCGUGUGUUGUAUCAUGUCGUCAAGCAUCAGACUGCGUGCAAUCAAUUUGCUGUUUUAAUGGAUGUGGAACAAGCUGCCAAUUCCACACAGGUCGAUCAAGUAGCAUUACUCCUGUUAAUAUCAGAAAAUCAACUAAUGACGUUGCUAGACCGGUGUUUGCUGUUUCAUUUACUCCUAACAUUGAUCCUUCACCUGUCAUCAAUGCUAUUGUUCCUAGCUCUUCACAAGCUCCUCCUGUUUUUUUCAAGCCAGCAAUCCAACCAAGUUUCCCUCCUCCAGUUCUCACUGUGACAGAAAAAGUUGGGCAAUGCCCAUCUCUAAUUCUGAACCCUGGUUGUAAAGAAGAAUGUACUGUCGAUUCGGAUUGCCCUGGUUUCACGAAAUGUUGUACAGCCAGUUGUGCUGCUGUGUGCUCUCAUGCAAAAACAACUACUUACUGCAUUCAUCUUCUUACUUCUCUCUCUAAAGAACUUCAUAGUUUUGAAAGUUCUUCCAUGAUUCAGUGUACUUCUGACGGACUUUUCCGACAACAUCAAUGUGACACCUCUUCUCAGCAAUGCUGGUGUGUGGAUGAGCAUUCCGGAAAAGAGAUAAUUGGAACUCGAGUUUUCUCUUCGUUAGCACUUCCUCGUUGUGAUAAACCAAUCAUAUGUAAGACUGACUGUCAGGAAGCUUCUACUUUUUGCCCCUAUGGAUUGCGCUUAGACUCAACUGGGUGUCCUCUCAACGGUGCAUGUAUUUGCAAAAAUCCUUGUCAGGACAUUAAAUGUGAGUCGCCUCUAUCAUCUUGUGCUCUUCUACGUAAAGAAUGUAUUGGAGGAACCUGUCCCUCCAUUCCAACUUGUGUCCCGAAUUUAUGUGGACUGGGUUCAUGGAUGGCUGACGAUUACGGAAAUCCGCGUACGUGCAACGCUGAUGCUGAUUGUGGCCAUAACGAAGGCAGUCACUGUGUUCGAGAAAUCAUAGAUGGAGAAAACGUGUCGAUGUGCUGUCAAAAGAUAUCAACUGUUACUGCCAUAGAGCCAGUCAGGAAAAUCGCCUCAGUGAGACGCUUAAGAAAACCUGAAGCUUGUUCUUCUAUGAAAUCUGUAAUAGAAGGGUUAAUAAGUCAUGGGCACACCGUAAGCUUGCAUAAACCUUCUUGCACGCCGUCUGGGCUUUUUACUGUAAUUCAAUGUGAUAUAAGGGAUUCUUGUUGGUGUGUUUUUCCCAACAGUGGAAGAGAAGUUAUUGGAACUCGUAAGAGGAAAUCUGAGCAGAUCUGUAAUCAACUAUUCCCAUGCAGCAAUCAUUGCUCUGAAAAAGCUUGUCCUUAUGACCUCACAUUAGAUAGCAAUGGAUGUCCUUAUGCAGAUUGUCGAUGCUCCUCGCCGUGUGAACAUGUUGAAUGUGGAAGAGAUGGAAUCUGUGUAUUGAAGAAGCAGACAGUGAAUGGUGGCGAGCAUAUAUUCCUACCUUCAUGCCAAGCUUCAUCUUGCGAAAAGAAUGAUCAAGUAGCUCUAGAUGCACUUACCCACCAACCACUUUUUUGCAAUCCUAGUCAGAGAUGUCCCAAAGGAUUGUACUGUUCAUCAAAAACUGUGGAUAGUGCUAAUGGAUUGUGCUGCUCAAAAGGGCAAAAAACAAAAACUAUCACUACUCCUGCAAAGUUAUGUGCUCAUGGUGAUCCUUUCUCAAGUGUUUCUGAUGGUCAACCACUAACUUGUACGGUUUCAGCUAAUGGGUGCCCGUCCACACACUAUUGUUCAACUGCUGCAGGACAAAAGAACGGGAUCUGCUGUGUAACAAAAAGAUACGUCUGUAAUUUGAUGCAUGACAGUGGGGGAUGUAAUGGUACUGAAGAGCGAUAUUUCUAUUCUUCAACAAGGCGGAGUUGCAUUCCAUUCACUUAUGGCGGUUGUGGAGGAAAUUUGAACAAUUUCCUUAGAAUAGAAGAGUGUGUUCAUUUCUGUGAAGGUAUCGGCAUUGAUAUAUCCCAGCCUUAUCAGGACAAUGAUGAUACUGCCCAAAGCAUUGAACCAAUGGAAUUGAUGUUCAAGCUGAAUGGACCAGUGGCUACGUUAGAACAGAAAAAAAGUAUUGAAGAAGCGUUGAAAAACUAUUUGCUCUCUGGUUUUAAUAUGAGUGCUGGUUCUGUGGAUGACAUUGAAAUUAAAAAUGAUAAGACAGUACUGUUCAAAAUAACGGAUAUUAAAGCUGAAGAGUAUUCAAGGCAUAUUGCGGAUGCUGUGAAAAACAAUUCCUUCCUGUUCAAUGCAGAUUCUUUGAAAUACACUGCUGAACCGGAGUCCCUCUCUUUUCAGUAUGGUGACCAGAAACACAAAGCGAAACUUACAGUGAAAAUAGUGUUUUGGGCUGUACUACUCGCCUCCACAAUGUUUGCCCUGAUCGUUAUUCUGGUCCUCUGCAUAGCAUUCAUUUUCUUAUAUAAGUCAUCUUCGAAAGACGUUUCUUCUGUUCGGGGCAGUACACCGACCAACUUCGUUUCCAACAGCAUUGUUGCUCAUCGAAUACCGAAACCAAUUCAAGGAAACGAAAAUCAGAGAAUUCGGCGCGAAAUGAUGUUCUCUAGGGAUGAUCUACAACAGGUGCAUAAUCCAUAUAUACGAAAUGAGCGUCCGCAGUCCGUUAUAUACUAUUGA